Molecule: messenger RNA, 1401 nt
Organism: Penicillium daleae
Lineage: Eukaryota; Fungi; Ascomycota; Eurotiomycetes; Eurotiales; Aspergillaceae
Exons: 3
Coding region: 1-1401 (466 amino acids)
Biological process (GO): tricarboxylic acid cycle
Cellular component (GO): oxoglutarate dehydrogenase complex
Molecular function (GO): dihydrolipoyllysine-residue succinyltransferase activity
Source: RefSeq, a predicted model, not a curated record
AUGCUGCCUCGCGGGUUUUCAAACCCAGUUCUACGACCUGGGCGCACCUCGCGUUUCUGGCGUGGGACGCGGCUUUUCCACACCAGACUUUGGAAAUCCUCGAAAAAUCUACGUUUAUCUACUAAUUCCCAGUGGGCUGAGUGUCCUUUCUUCUUUUCCACUCGUUCGUUCACGCUCUCAUGUCCCCGCUAUGGAGCCGAUGCCAUCGUUCGCGUGCCCACGAUGGCAGAGUCGAUCACCGAGGGAACUCUUACACGUUUCAGCAAAGAGGUGGGAGAAUUUAUUGAACGAGAUGAGGAACUUGCGACUAUUGAAACAGACAAAAUUGAUGUUUCGGUGAACACUCCUCAUUCCGGUAUCAUUCAGCAGUUACUUGAGGCAGAAGGGGAUACAGUCACCGUCGAUCAAGCCAUUGCAGAACUUCGACCAGAAGAGAGUCCUUCCGAGACUGAAGCAAACGGCACUGGACAAAAUAGCUCCGAAUUGGCUUCAAAUUAUUCAGCACCGCAUUCCCUUGAUGAUUCCCGACCUUCUGCAGCUCCAGCUAUUACAGAGUCGCUCACUCUGAUGACACCGGAAUCCCACUUGAAACUCAAUGCGAAAUCAAAUCACAGCUUGCUACAGCAAAGCCAAACUCCUAAGGGCAAACGCGGAGAGAAUAGAGUAAAAAUGACGCGCAUUCGCCAAAAGACGACACAGCACCUCAAAGAAUCGCAAAACACUGCCGCAUUCCUAACAACCUUCAACGAAGUCGAUAUGUCCAAGAUCAUUGAAUUCCGAAAGAACAACAAGGACACUGUGAUGGAAAAACACGGUGUCAAGCCAAGCUUCAUGGGAGCAAUGGCCAAGGCUUCUGUUCUUGCACUCAAGGAAAUACCCGCAGUUAAUGGAUCCGUUGAGAACGGCGAUACCAUUGUCUACCGGGAUUAUGUGGAUCUGAGUGUCGCUGCUUCCAUUCCCAAAGGUCUUGUUACCCCCGUGCUCAGAAACAUCGAAUCAAUGAGUAUCGUUGAGAUCGAGAAAGGUAUCUCUGAACUUGUAGCAAAGGUAAAAACUCCAAUCCACACAAUCUAUGAGGCACGAGCUAACUCGCUUGCAAAGGCCCGGGAUGGGAAAUUGACGAUGGACGACUUGAUUGGCGGUAGCUUUACUAUUAGUAACAGCGGCAUUUGGGGGUCUCUGUUCGGUACUCCAAUCAUCAACACGCCGCAAACCGCAGUGUUAGGGACAUAUGGUAUUUUGGACCGUCCAGUGGCUGUUAACGGACAGGUUGAGAUUCGGCCGAUGAUGUAUAUCGCAUUGACAUAUGACCACCGAAUUAUUGACGGACGGGAGGCUGUCAGAUUCUUAAACAUAGUCAAAGAUCAUCUUGAGCAGCCUGAGCGUAUGCUUUUGGGAUAG